AUGGAGCUCCCUCAUCUCUCUGUUCAGCAGCUGUCUAAGCUGGCUGAGUCAAAUGUGUCUCCUUCACAGCUAUUCGGUAUCCUAUCGCAAUAUGAAACAGAUGCUCGCCUAGUAUCUGCAGGAUGUGGUAGCCCAGAGACGGGCAGUGCUGAUCCCGAGCUCCUAAGCUUCUUUUAUGCCAGCUUCUUCUUCGCUCAUCUCCUGACUAAACAAAUACCCGAAGCCCGAGCCUUGACUCAGCGAAUGCCUGAGGCCAUACGCCUCCAAGAUCCCUGUCUAAAGAAUUGCUUGAUCCUUUUACGAGCCGUUUGGCAGACACAAAACGCGCAAGUUUAUCAAAUCCUCCGGAAUUUACAGUGGCCUGAGAACCUCCAGCCUUUGGUCCGGAGAUACGAUAGUUUCUUCCAGGACCAAACUUUGAUCAGUGUCAGUACUUCCUAUGAGGCGAUCCGGCUCCCAGCAGCAGCAACCUACCUUGGCCUUGAUCCAGCUGCUGCAGAACAAGAAGAUCCGGCUAUAAUCGAAAAGUUUACUCAGUGUGGGUGGAGAUGGGACCCCGAGACGAAACUACUCCAUCCAACCCCGAUAAUUGUACCUUCCGCCGACCAAAAAGCGACUAACGGCAUUCAUGAUGCAAUGGCAAUGCUGGGAAAUCGUCGAGGUUGA
This is a messenger RNA of Penicillium malachiteum, 666 nucleotides long. RefSeq names its product CSN8/PSMD8/EIF3K family protein. The transcript has 3 exons. Gene Ontology annotation, biological process: COP9 signalosome assembly; protein deneddylation. Lineage: Eukaryota; Fungi; Ascomycota; Eurotiomycetes; Eurotiales; Aspergillaceae. The coding region runs from base 1 to 666 and encodes 221 amino acids. Gene Ontology annotation, cellular component: COP9 signalosome. The record is from RefSeq and is a predicted model, not a curated record.